Alosa alosa (allis shad) is the source of this 2161-nucleotide messenger RNA. It is a transcript of the gene popdc3, whose product is annotated as popeye domain containing 3. Lineage: Eukaryota; Metazoa; Chordata; Actinopteri; Clupeiformes; Clupeidae. Gene Ontology annotation, cellular component: sarcolemma. The record is from RefSeq and is a predicted model, not a curated record. The coding region runs from base 386 to 1279 and encodes 297 amino acids. The transcript has 3 exons. Gene Ontology annotation, molecular function: cAMP binding.
AGCUUCUGACUACUGUGCCUGAUUUAUCUGGGAUGAGAGGCGCAGUGUCUUGCAAUCUUUCUAGAGUAACCAUACCGGACACGUCUGAUGAAGUCGUAUUUUUCAUGUGUCCCUGGAAUCGGUGAUAGGGUAGGGGUUCUCUCUGACUGUCACACGUGUGUGGUCGGACACUGGGACCUUGAGGACGCGUUCGCCAACCCAACAUAUCCGAUCCCAAGAGGAGAUAAGAAUCAAAACUGACAGUUCGUACCUUUUCGGGUGGGAUAUAAAUGCUCUUCAAGUUUAUUUUAAUCUGUUCACUGACAUUUUGACGAACUAUGUGAGAACAGUUAAAAACUCUGUUUUAAUUUUCUAAAGCCUCCGGCUAAUUACAAAGUGAAUCAUCAUGGAGUCGUCUAUUCAUGACGUCCAGAGUAACUUGACUUGGACCGUGUGUUCCAAAUGGAGAGAAAAUCCAGAAGGAUCCAUAUUUCAUCUGGCCCACAUUUUAUUAUUUCUGGGUUUCAUGGGAGGAAGCGGUUUCUAUGGACUGUUGUAUAUGUUCACCUUUCUGAUGUUUGGAUUCUUUUGCUCCACAAUCUGGGCAUGGUCGGACGUCUGCACGACGGACACGUUCUCCUGGACGUUUGCUCUGUUUGUGGUGUCUGUGGCUCAACUUGUGCAUGUUUCGUAUCGCCUUCGGAGUGUCACAUUCGACAAGGAGUUCCAGGAUUUGUACAACUUUAUGUUCAAGAAACUGGGCGUGUCGCUCACUCAGUAUGGCAAAAUCGUAUCUUGUUGUGAAGGGGAUAUUCAUACUAUUGAAAAGGACCAUUAUUUUGCUAUGGAGGGUAAAACUGCCAUCGACAAACUAUCCGUUCUGUUGUCCGGCAGGAUUCGGGUGACGGUAAACGGAGAGUUUCUACACUACAUCUACCCCUUCCAGUUCCUUGAUUCACCCGAGUGGGAUUCCCUCAGACCUUCCGAGGAGGGAGUGUUUCAGGUGACGCUGCGAGCCGACAACUGCUGCAAGUAUGUGGCCUGGAGACGGAAGAAACUGUAUCUCCUCUUUGCCAAGCAUCGGUACAUUGCGAAGAUCUUUGCGCUGCUUGUUCGGAAUGAUAUAGCAGAUAAGCUCUACUCGCUUAACGACAAAGCAUUCGACAGCCACGGGUUCCGAUAUGAUCUCCGGUUACCAAGUUUCUGUCACGUGCCCGUGCCAGAAUUAGAAAAGACAGAUGCGCCGGCCCAAGUCCCGGAAAAGAGUAAAGGGACCAUGCCCAAUGAAAGUGUCCCGUGAUCCUCCAAUGAGGACAGUUCUACGUUUCUUGUUUUGAUGAGAUUAUAUUGCACACUGCAUUGUCUUGAUUGCGCCAAAUGCAAUUGUAAAAACUGUACCGCACCGGCAUAUAAUCUGUUCAAAACAAGGGCACACAUGUUACUUCAGUCGAACACAAAAUAAGGCUGCUGGACAAAGCCCUACUACCCUGUUGGCAUAUAUUGUUGUGAGUGAUUAUUACUGAUGUGAGAAGUAGCCUGAUGUUCUCACCAUACCUGUGCCAAAAACCGCAGCCUUAAAACAGCCAAGCCGAUAUAAUCAGGAUUGUGCAUGACAUUUUAUCACAUUAUUUUUUGUAGAGAUACCACCUCUCCACAAAGCAUGGUCUUAUUCGAGCAUUCAACAGCUAAAAGUAGGCAACGGGAGACCAGGCGACUUUCAUCCAGCUGUGGUGACGAGGUCCGGAUACCCUCAUCUCUAUGUCGCUGGCCGCGGUGCUGAUCCGGCAGCGCGCACUACACCAUUCCGACAACAAUUGGAGACAGUAGCCAAAUGAGGGAGUCAGAGACGGCAUCCCAGACUACAUGCUACGGACAGGGGCAUCCAGAGUGACCAGAUUUUGUCGGGUUCGAAAAAAAUAACUAAAUAAACCACCCAGAUUUGCAAUGUGUUAAAAAAAUAUACCGAGUUCAUGUCUGGUCCGUUUUGACCUAAUUUAUAUUAUUAUAUUAUAUAUGUAUGGAUUUGACAGACGAGAACAAGCGUAGGUUGCUAUUGUAAAUGUAAAAGUAUGUACAUGUAAAAGUGUGUGUGUGUGUGUGGGGGGGAUUGGGCAAACAAGAUUGAACAAAGUGUACAACUGUAAUAAAGAAACACAGUAAAGCCUAUGGAAGUGUGCAUUUU